This is a messenger RNA of Triticum urartu, 389 nucleotides long. The record is from RefSeq and is a predicted model, not a curated record. Lineage: Eukaryota; Viridiplantae; Streptophyta; Magnoliopsida; Poales; Poaceae.
CUCCGGUCAAGGAUCAAUACAACACCUCCCUUAUAAUCUCCUCUGCAAGCUCUGCUUCCAUUUCCAACCGCAAUGGCUGCAAGGAGAACCAUUCUUCUCGCCAUGGCUGCCAUGGUCAUCCUGAGCACGGCGUCUGCGGCAAUCUACAAUGUGGGCGAGCCGGGCGGCGCAUGGGACCUCAGCACCAACUACGGCACUUGGGCGUCCUCUAGAAACUUCCAAACCGGCGACCAGAUCGUCUUCAAGUACUCCACCCAGGCACACGACGUCCUCGAGGUCAGCAAGGCCGACUAUGACUCAUGUAGCACCGCCAGCCCCGUCACCACCUUCAACUCCGGGAAUGAUGUUGUUACCCUCGCCGCCACCGGCACCCGCUACUUCAUCUGCGG